CAUGCGCGCUGGGGAGGUUGUGCGUGCCGGGGCUCCGCGACUGUUCGCCGGGCGGCAUGUUCCGGCGUCCCCCGCGUAACUUCCGCGGCCGGCGGCGCGCGGCCUCCAGCGGCAGCAGCGAUGAGGAGCCGGAGCCGACCGCCGCCUCUCCGCCAGCCCCCGGCCCUGGCUGCGACUCCGAGCGGGAAGCGGAGUCUGAGGAGGACGAGGGGGAGUCCCCCGAGGGGGCCAAGGCCGCCGCAGCGGAGGGGCCGCUGCCCUCAGAGGAGCCGGCGGGAAGUCCCGGGCGGCGGGUGGAGAGUGGAAGGGCGGCUACGGGCCGAGGGCCGCGCCUCGCUGGAGCCGGAGCCGGGCCGGCGCGGGGGGGAAAGGUGCUGCUGAGCUUCUGUAGCGAGGAGGAGCGGGAAGGUGAAGAAUUUUUUAAAAUUAAAAAGCCAUCCUUCAAUGAAGUAACCUUUAGAAUUCAGAAGAAGGAAAGCCUACUGCCUGCACAGACAGAAAUUGAAGAAAGCAAAAAAAUCUGUCAGUUAGAGCCUAGAACUGGCAACACCAAAGGCACUCGUGAAGAAGAGGAGGAGGAUGAGAGUUAUUCUUCAUUAAGUGAGGACAACAACAGCUCAGACUCUGAAAAUGAAUCCAGCUCUCUACAGAGGAGGAAGGAUUUAUCACCAGGUAAUAUACCCAGUGCAGCUCGUAUUGAGGCUGCUCGGAGGAAAUGUCACUUGGCCAGGACACAGGCUGAUUAUCUUCCACUGAAUGUUUCAAACAGUCAUCAGGUGUCUCGGAGAAGAGAAAGCAGUGACUUAGAGAGUGAAGAUGAGUCUGAUAUGAAGAAUCUCAAUUUUGUUCCUAAAAUGAGAACUCUUAGACAGAGGAUAACUGAACACAUGGUGUCUGAUGGUGAUGACUCAAGUGAAGACGAAGCACAAAUUAAGUGGGAAGAACAGCAAAUAAAGAAAGCCGUUAAACUCUCUCAGGGAACUUAUGACGAUGCUUCUCUGCAUAAAUCUCAGCCAGCUAAACCAAAGUUUGAUCCCUCUGUUUCUCUACCGCCUGUGAACUUGGAAAUUGUGAAGAAGCGACUGACUGAAAGGAUAACAUCAUUACAGGAUGUGCACCAUGCUCACCAGAGGGAGUAUGAAAAAUAUAUGGAGGACAUUGAAAAGUCAAAGAUGACUGUCCAGGAGUUAGAGAAGUCUACGGAUGCAGCUCUGAAUUACAAAUUCUACAGGGCCAUGAAAACAUAUGUAGAAAACUUGAUAAACUGUUUGAAUGAAAAACUGAAAUGCAUUAAUGAUCUAGAAUUGGCUGUGCAUCUACUUCUUCAGCAACGAGCUGUGAGAGUAUUGAAGCGAAGGCAAGAGGAGCUGAAAAACGAAUCCACUUAUAUUCAGCGUCUGACAAGUGGGAAUGACAAACCAACUAAUGGUGGAUUGGAAGGUGAUGAGAAGACACAGCUUCUGGAAAUGUGUGAACAUCGAAGGACUUGCAGACGGCAAGUGAGAGAGUGUUCAGGAGAAGCAGAUCACCAUGAAGGCAUGUCGAGUGAUGAUGAGUUGACUCCAACAGAGGUGACUGAGUUCCAGAAGAGCAAAGAUAACGUUUUAGAGGAUAGUAGAAAAAUCUUGGAAGAUGUACAUGCAGAUUUUUGUGACAUCAGAAAAAUCCUGUUGAAAUUCCAGGAAUGGAAAGAGAAGUUUCCUGAUUCUUAUUGUGACGCUUAUAUUGGUUUCUGCCUGCCUAAGCUAUUAAAUCCGUUGAUCAGGGUUCAGUUAAUAAAUUGGAAUCCUCUUGAGCAGAAUUUUACAGAAUUGGAAGAGAUGCCCUGGUUCAGAGCUAUAGAAGAAUUCAGUGAUGCCAAAAAUGUAUCUGAACCAAAAAAGGAUGAUGAUCCUGAUCAAGAAGUUUUGCCUAGGGUGAUUGAAAAAACUAUUCUUCCAAAAAUCACAGAAUUUGUAAAGAAUGUGUGGGAUCCUUUAUCUACCUCACAGACAAAGAACCUUAUACAACUUUGCAAUAACAUCUUUGAAAAACAAGUCCUUUCCAAAAAUGAAUGCAGUCGAGCAAAAGAGGAUUUGAUGAACAUGGUUGUCCUAAGAAUGAAGAAAUCUGUAGAGGAAGAUGUGUUUAUUCCUCUGUAUCCUAAAAGCUCUGUGGAAGACAAAUCAUCACUGUGUUCAAAAUUUCAAGAAAGACGGUUUUGGUCAGCUGUUAAGCUGCUCUCCAAUGUUCUUCUUUGGGAUGGGAUUGUACAAGAAGAUACAGUCCGUGAUUUGGGACUGAGCAAAUUGCUGAAUCGUUACCUUCUUCUGAACCUCUUAAACACACCACCAGGGCCGGAUAAUAUAGAAAAGUGUAAUAAGGUGGUUGCGUGCCUCCCAGAAAGAUGGUUCCGAGAUCUUAAAAGUGGAUCAACUCUCCCCGAGUUACUGAACUUCUGCCAGCACUUGCUGCAGUGUGCGCGUACGCUACACAAGAACAACCACAGUAAUGAAACAAAAGAAGUUCUUCUCCUGCUGGUGAAAGUCAAAGCUCUGCAUAUUGUUGAAGACUUCAUUGAAGAGAACAAACUUGAACACCUUAAAUCGAUGAUUGAGAAAUAGGAAUUUUUGAAGCAAGACUUGUAUUACUGGAACAAGCCUGAUACUCACACUAAUGCAGUUUAGUUAGUGGAUCCUGCCUACUCAAAGGUGUAGUGGUAAUCACUGUCUUGUUAAAUACUUGAGGGUUUUUUCCCAAAUGUCUUCUAGUGCCAUCUACUCCUAGGUUAGGGAGUGUUUUUAGAAGUUACAGUUGUCACAGUAAAGCAGUGGUUCAGGCAUUCUGAAAUGUCUGACAAUGCUUUAUUGCUUUACCCUUUUUUGAGAAGUUCCUGGAAAGACAGAAUGUGCCUGUAAAGUUUAUCUCUGCUAGCAAGUAGACAGCUUUACAAGCUAUUUUCAGUAUUAGUUGCUAAAUAUCACUCUCUGACUCAGGAGACAUUGAGCUCUUCUAACUUGUGGUCCACAGUGACUUUUUUGGUAGGGUUAUUGUUAAACCGUCCCUAAUGAAAAAAUUCACAAUGUUGCAGAGGUUUUGACCUUGACACAGAAACAAGGGAAGUCAGUGUGCGGGUAAGGAGCUUGACUCAUGAAUUGAUGGUCAGUGUGGGUUCAUUGAGGUAAGAAGUUACACAAGAGAAUGUCUGUAAGAGCAAAUGUAGUGAAGGUAACACCUGAUGUGUGUAGUUUUGUACGUGGGUGAUACAGACUGAACUUGUGUGCACAGAGCUGGAGUUUAUACCUUUAACAACAGACAUCUUGAGGAGAAGCACAAGAACAACUUCAGUUACUUUCUUCUCAGUAACUGAAACUUUAGGGAAAUCUUCCUUUCGCUUCCCAGUAAGAUCUACUGAACCUUACUUCAUCAUACCCUUACUAGAUUUCUGAUGUUUUCUAACUUUGUAUUUUUGCAAUAAAUACUGUUAUAGACUAAUAAGGAUGCUUUAUGCAGAAACUCUAGUGUCAGACUUUGUAUGUUUACUCCUGACUUUCUCCAGAAUCUUCUGGGACUAGAAUUUAACUCUUGCACACUUAAUCCCUGUGACUUCUUUUAUUUUUUUAAGUUAAAAAUAUAUUUUUGUAAAACAUUUUAAUUGUAAAUAGCUUUGAUCAGUCUUACAGACAAAAAAAUGACUUUUAAAAUACUUAAUUUUGAAAAUAAAGUAAAAA
This is a messenger RNA of Grus americana (Whooping crane), 3710 nucleotides long. It is a transcript of the gene GCFC2, whose product is annotated as GC-rich sequence DNA-binding factor 2. Gene Ontology annotation, molecular function: DNA binding. The record is from RefSeq and is a predicted model, not a curated record. The coding region runs from base 57 to 2603 and encodes 848 amino acids. The transcript has 18 exons. Lineage: Eukaryota; Metazoa; Chordata; Aves; Gruiformes; Gruidae. Gene Ontology annotation, biological process: mRNA splicing, via spliceosome. Gene Ontology annotation, cellular component: nucleus.